Bombina bombina (fire-bellied toad) is the source of this 1604-nucleotide messenger RNA. RefSeq names its product E3 ubiquitin-protein ligase RNF220-like. Bases 1 to 1503 code for a protein of 500 amino acids. NCBI's taxonomy places the organism in Eukaryota, Metazoa, Chordata, Amphibia, Anura, Bombinatoridae. The record is from RefSeq and is a predicted model, not a curated record. Gene Ontology annotation, molecular function: ubiquitin protein ligase activity. The transcript is spliced from 13 exons. Gene Ontology annotation, biological process: protein ubiquitination.
AUGGAUAGCUCCUCUGGUAUGAUUAACACUUUGACAUCUCCAGCAUUGCUAGUCAUGGCAACCUCUUCUGAUGGCUCACUUGGGGGAACACAGCAACCACCUAUUUAUACUGUCCCAAUGUCCAUGGAAAAGCCACCUCAGAUAUCUUACCUUAGUCCAGCUUAUCCCCUUCUGUACUCUUCACAGGACCAUCUAACCACUGCCUGUCCUCCCCAACUUUUAUCCUUGGCUCCUCAAUAUAGUCACCAUCGUCUGGAAAGGGGAGGUGUUGGUGUUUUGGGGUAUGGAGCCCUCCACCAUUUCAGUGCUUUUCAUCUUCCUGAGGGUGUAGAAAGGCUUCAGGCCAGUUUUAUGAACCCCAAAAGAUUGAAGGGAGAGUCAGAACAUCUGCAGAUGAGAUACCUACCCAUGGAACCUGGGCUUGAAGCAUCUCAUGUUUCUAGUGGGGCAGGAAUUCCUCAAACAUCUCAGCAUAGUUCCACAAAACCAAGGCAAAUAUCCAACAAAAGAGAGAAGAAGAUGACCAUUUGUUUGCCUCUCAUUUGCCCCCUGUGUAAUAAAUGUUUACAGAAAGAGGAACUCUCUCAACAUUUGCAACAAGAGAUGGAUCUUUUACAUCAAGUAUCUGACAGAGAGCCUGAUGCAUCCCUGGAUUCAACUCAUUAUAUACCACAGUCCCCUAUGCAAGGAGUGAGCUCUCCCUGCCAGUCACCAUUAAAUACAUUUGAGGAUGGGCACAAGCUGGACAGACAACAGACUUUCCAACAGGUGAAAUGGAACCGUGAAGAACGACUUGGAGUACGAGCUGGGAAAUGUAAGAGGGCAAGAGUCAAUAUUUGUGAGUCAGAGAGUUCACAACCUCAGCGGCCGGCACCAGUAGAAGGGGAAAGUUGUUGGGACGAGGAGAUUCUGAGUCCUGGGAAGUCUACCCAUGAAUCAGAGAGGCCGAAAUGCUGUCUUAGUUCAGCAAAGGAUAACAAAGUUGAAUCUGCUUUUACAACUUGUGCCACAUAUAUCAGCCCUUUAGAAAACCAAUCCCUGAAGAUCGCUGAACAGAGCCCAGGAACAAAAUUUGGGUUUCCUGUAAUAGUGAAAAGCACUGAUAAUAUCCGAGUUUUUCGUAUAUCUCCCAAACCUGUCUUUUAUAACCGACACAGCAUUACGGGUGGUCGAUUUGGGGAUUGCAUAGUUUCUCCAGGAAUCAGUUCUCCAAGCCACAGCGAAGAGUCUGACAGCGAGGAAGGUCCAACUGUCAACACAUCCAGGGUAAAUGAAGAGAGUCUGGAAAGUCUGAGGAAAAAGAUACAGGAACUUACAGAGAAACUGAGAAACGCCCACACGUGUCAUAUCUGCCUGGACUCCUACAGCAUUCCUGUGACUUCUAUCCAGUGUUGGCACACUCACUGUGAAGGAUGUUGGCUCCGAGCUUUGGGAACAAAGAAACUGUGUCCGCAGUGUAACACAAUUACAUCACCUUGUGACCUGCGCAGAGUGUAUCUGUGAAGAACAAAACAUUACCCCAUUAACCGUUACAAAAUAUUGUCUGUUUCACUAAAUACAAGUUUCAUGAUACCUUGUUCUCUGUUUCUCUCUCGUUCACUACC